Molecule: messenger RNA, 516 nt
Organism: Calliphora vicina (urban bluebottle blowfly)
Lineage: Eukaryota; Metazoa; Arthropoda; Insecta; Diptera; Calliphoridae
Product: larval cuticle protein 65Ab1-like
Exons: 2
Coding region: 48-362 (104 amino acids)
Cellular component (GO): chitin-based extracellular matrix
Molecular function (GO): structural constituent of chitin-based larval cuticle
Source: RefSeq, a predicted model, not a curated record
UUUCUACAUUCAGUCAAAAAGUUUUUAACUUUCUAGCAAACAACAAUAUGAAAUUCUACAUUAUUUUUGCCGCGCUUCUUGCCUUGGCUUUGGCCAAACCAGCUGAAGUUGAAAUUCUUAAAUCGAGCUCCGAUGUUGGACCUGAAAGUUAUUCCUUUGACCUUGAGACCAGUGAUGGUACUUCCCGCCAUGAAGACGGUCAGGUUAAAGAUGUUGGCGGUGAACAUCCAGCCAUUGUAGUCCAUGGCAGUUUCUCCUAUAAGGAUGAGCACGAUGGCAAGGUAUAUACCGUCAAUUAUGUAGCUGAUGAACAUGGUUUCCAACCUUCCGGUGAACAUUUGCCUCCUUUGCCUAAACACUAAAACUUUUAACAUGGUACACCGAUAGUGACAAUGGAAAAUGUCAUGUCAUUAUUAUUGUUUAAUCGAAAUAUUUAAAGUUUUAACAUAACUGUGUAUGUGUGUAUGUAAAAAAUUGUGAUUUAAAUAAAGAUUCAUUUGCAUAUCAAUUUAAAAA